AUGAUGGCACCAAUUUCUUCAAUAGCUCCUCAACCGUCACCAUGGCACUCACCGGUGCCGUACCUCUUCGGCGGACUUGCUGCCAUGGUGGCUCUCAUCGCCUUUGCUCUCUUCAUUCUUGCCUGCUCUUACUGGAAGCUCUCCGGCUACUUUGACAACCACGACGGAGAUAUUGAGUCUGCUGGUAGCUCACUGCCGGAAAACCACAACGACAAUCGGAAGUCGUCAGAUAUGGAAGAGAAAUAUUUAGUAAUCAUGGCUGGAGAAGCGAAACCGACGUUUUUAGCCACACCUAGUUCCACCAGAACGAUGUCGUUUGGUAGUAGCAGUUGGCGAUCGUCAUCGUUGGAGGAGGAGGAGGAGGAGGUGAGAGUGGGGAGUAGCGAUCUGGUACAAGGAAGGACCACGGAGAAGCAUGAGUCCGCAUUUCACCUCCCUUAUCAUUCUUGAAUAUAAUAAACACUAAUUUUGUGUUGACUGAUAGAGAGAGAGAGAGAGAGAGAGAGAGAGAGAGGCUUUUAGAGCAAAUUCGUAGACGGUUUUUCUUUUGUUCUUCAUAGAACUGCACAUAAAUUUAUCAUCAUUUAUCGUCAUC
Molecule: messenger RNA, 595 nt
Organism: Cynara cardunculus var. scolymus (artichoke)
Lineage: Eukaryota; Viridiplantae; Streptophyta; Magnoliopsida; Asterales; Asteraceae
Product: protein GLUTAMINE DUMPER 2-like
Exons: 1
Coding region: 1-450 (149 amino acids)
Biological process (GO): regulation of amino acid export
Source: RefSeq, a predicted model, not a curated record